AUGAGUUUCACAGGAUCUUUGGUGCUAAGCGGCAUCGGCGGCUUAGUGUUUAAAUAUGGCGGACAACAGUCUGAGAAGGAGAAGGAUGUUCCAACAGGUUUUCGGGAUUUGACUCUGGGGUUUAUAGAGGCAAAGGGCAAACUCAUAAGAGAGCGCUCCGAGGCGGUGACGAUUAACUUCUGGAGAGAGCUGGUACAAACAGGUGCCUACCAAUACCCAAUAAGAGGUAUAUCUGAACUGUUCAGUAGUGGUAUUUAUUUCUUCAGCUCCGCAAGAUGUUUUGGGUUUUAUCUGGUGCUAUACCUCACAACAGCAUUGCUGUAUUUCCUGACUAUACUGCCAAUGUACCUAGCAUGCUUUGCGUUCUUGGGACCGUUAGGGUUGGCAGUUGCCUACGUCCAGUUCCUUUUGCAGUCCAAUAUGCUAGCAAUGAUGGUGAUGAGAACUACGCAGUUGAACAACCCGCUGUUCGACGAAUGCCUCAUAAAAAAUGGCAAGGAGGCUUUUGUCAAGACGGCGCUACAGAAGCCUACGCUUCCUGUUAGAUUUUACGUGCCUUUCAACACCUACUACUUCUGGCUCAACUACCUCCCUUGGAGAAUCGCAGUUUAUACGCUCGGGUUUCUAAGUAUAGUGGCACUGCUCUCCAUUUCCUUCAUCCCUAUUGCGGGACCAAUUAUAUUCAACGCCCUUAUUUCCCCUUUCAUCGCGCGUAUUUACUUUUCCCGCUUCUUGCGUCUAAAGAAGCUUGACAACAAGCAAAGAAACGACGAGUUUUACCUUAAUUUCGGGACUUACGUGUCUUUUGGAUUCGUGGCAGGACAACUGGAAGUCUUGCCUUUCGUUUCAGGAUUCACAUAUUCCUCGAACAUGGUUGGUAGUGGCUUAUUUGCAAUCAAAACCCUAGAUUCUGAAUCCCUGGUCCCUGUGACCCUUGAAUCACACCUUGAAAACGCCAGGACCUUUUCUUGA
Messenger RNA from Lachancea thermotolerans CBS 6340, 972 nucleotides. RefSeq names its product Lds1p (gene LDS1). The transcript is spliced from 2 exons. Gene Ontology annotation, cellular component: lipid droplet; ascospore wall; prospore membrane. The record is from RefSeq and is a predicted model, not a curated record. NCBI's taxonomy places the organism in Eukaryota, Fungi, Ascomycota, Saccharomycetes, Saccharomycetales, Saccharomycetaceae. Bases 1 to 972 code for a protein of 323 amino acids.